AUGGUGGAACCAAUUGUGUUGCAGCAGGUAGUAGCAAACUUGCAAUGGACAAGUUCACUAGCUUCACCUCCUGGAGCUUGGAAAGAUGAUACAGUUCAUACUAUUAAGGCAUUUGUUCAAAAAAAUAUAAUUGACCCUGCAAUCAAAGGAACCAUAAACCUACUCAGGUCCUGUUUGAAUUCCAAUUCUGUGAAAAGGGUUGUUUUCACAUCUUCCAUAAGUACAAUUACUGCAAAAGACAGCAAUGGAAAGUGGAAACCUUUUGUUGAUGAAUGUUGUCAAAUCCAAACAAACAAUGUGUGUAAUACAAAAGCAAGUGGAUGGGUUUGUGCACUUUCAAAGCUUCUCACCGAGGAAGCAACAUUUAAAUUUGCAAAAGAGAAUGACAUUGAUAAAACAAGCACUGUUGCAGGCCCAUUCUUUACUGCUAAUGUACCAUCAAGUGUUAAAGUUCUACUGUCACCAUUGACAGACUCAAUGAGUGCAUAUUCAAUUGCAAUACUUAUGGAGAUUGUAGACAAUAGGUAUUCCAUUGAUCUUGGUUGGAGUAACUAUACUUGA
Messenger RNA from Lotus japonicus, 561 nucleotides. Its product is annotated as putative anthocyanidin reductase. Gene Ontology annotation, molecular function: oxidoreductase activity, acting on the CH-OH group of donors, NAD or NADP as acceptor. Bases 1 to 561 code for a protein of 186 amino acids. NCBI's taxonomy places the organism in Eukaryota, Viridiplantae, Streptophyta, Magnoliopsida, Fabales, Fabaceae. The transcript has 6 exons. The record is from RefSeq and is a predicted model, not a curated record.